Molecule: messenger RNA, 4894 nt
Organism: Melopsittacus undulatus (budgerigar)
Lineage: Eukaryota; Metazoa; Chordata; Aves; Psittaciformes; Psittaculidae
Gene: PTPN2
Product: protein tyrosine phosphatase non-receptor type 2
Exons: 9
Coding region: 116-1366 (416 amino acids)
Biological process (GO): negative regulation of receptor signaling pathway via JAK-STAT; peptidyl-tyrosine dephosphorylation; negative regulation of ERK1 and ERK2 cascade
Cellular component (GO): nucleus; cytoplasm
Molecular function (GO): non-membrane spanning protein tyrosine phosphatase activity; protein kinase binding
Source: RefSeq, a predicted model, not a curated record
GCGGCGGGGCCCGUUGGGAGCGUAUGUGCGCGCUCGCCGCUCGCGUGUGGUGGAUAACGUGUGAGGGGUCGGGAGUGUGCCGGCCUCUGGACGGGCUUGCGCGCUGGCCGCCGCCAUGCUCGCCAUCAUCGAGCGGGAGUUCCAGGAGAUCGAAGCCACUAACGACUGGCAGGCGCGUUAUCUGGAAAUUCGACAUAAAUCCAGUGACUACCCUCACAGAGUUGCAAAAUACCCAGAAAACAAAAAUCGGAACAGAUACAGAGAUGUUAGUCCAUAUGAUCAUAGUCGUGUAAAACUGCAGAAUGCCGAGAAUGACUAUAUCAAUGCCAGCCUAGUGGUCAUAGAAGAAGCUCAGAGAUACUAUAUUUUAACACAGGGUCCACUACCUAAUACAUGUUGUCAUUUUUGGUUAAUGGUAUGGCAGCAACAAACCAAAGCAGUUGUUAUGCUGAACAGAAUUGUUGAAAAAGAGUCGGUGAAGUGUGAACAAUACUGGCCAACAAAAGAAGAAGAAGUUAUGACAUUCAGUGAAACAGGUUUCCGUGUGAGGCUAGUAUCUGAAGACGUCAAAUCGUAUUACACAGUACAUCUACUGCAAUUAGAAAACAUCAAUAGUGGCGAGUCCAGGAUGAUCUUUCAUUUUCAUUAUACUACAUGGCCAGACUUCGGAGUUCCUGAAUCCCCAGCUUCAUUCCUGAACUUCCUGUUUAAAGUCAGAGAGUCUGGCUCACUAAGUCCAGAACAUGGACCUGCAGUAAUUCACUGCAGUGCAGGGAUAGGACGGUCCGGUACAUUUUCAUUAGUAGACACUUUUCUUGUUCUGAUGGAGAAAAAAGACUCACCUUCUGUAGAUAUUAAGAAGGUUUUACUGGAUAUGAGGAAAUAUCGAAUGGGACUUAUUCAGACUCCUGAUCAACUAAGAUUUUCAUAUAUGGCUGUCAUAGAAGGAGGAAAACUUAUUAAGGGGGAUUCAACUAUACAGAAACGGUGGAAGGAGCUCUCUAAGGAGGACCAAGAGCCAAGUUCUGAGCAGUCUCCUCCACACCCAACCAAAAUAACCACAGAGAAGUACAAUGGGAACAGCAUAAGCCUGGAGAACAAAAACCAAAUGGAGAAAACAAAUUCUGACCUGUCCAAUAAAGUUCAAGAUAUCAUAGAUGGAAACACUGAAAGUACUGUCCGAAAACGACUGCGGGACGAUAGAAAAGCUAACACAGCACAGAAGCUGCAGCAGAUGAAGCAGAAGCUAAAUGAAACUGAAAGAAAAAGAAAAAGGUGGUUAUAUUGGCAACCUAUUCUCACUAAGAUUGGGUUUGGUACACUGAUUUUAGUUGGUGCUUAUUGGUGCUGGAAAAUGUAUUUUUAAAAACAUUCCUUGUAAGUAAAGAGUAAGCCUGUCUGCUCCAGCAGCUACUUCUGCUGCAGGUUACUGACUAGGGGUAUGACUUUAAGCAGUGAACUCCUUACACCUGGCAUGGGUGCAGACACUUACAACAGAGGAGUGAUGUAAACUUGGUAAUGUGUCAACAUCUCAGGACUUCCCACUGCAGGUACUUAGAGAAAUGAACUGCUGCCCCCAACACAGUUGAUGGUUUUUGUUUAUAUGAGCAGGUACAAACUUGCUGCAACUGUUUAUACACUUUUUAAAAUGGUGUUCUACCAGAUCUUAAGCAACCCAUGAACCACAGAGGUUUAGCCACUGAAGGCUGGCUGGAUUAAAAUUUAUACACCUGACAUAAGCAAUAAACAGUGUUGUAUCAUUUACAUUAUUAAUGCAAAGAAGUUAUUCUAAAUGUGUGUAAUGUGUAAUGUACUAGUGACAUGAACAUAAACAUUUUAUAUUCUUACGAACUAGGAUAAAUAUAUUUUAUAAUUGCAUAUUUAAUCUUUUUGUAGUUCACUGUACUUUUGAAAACUCAGUUUGUACAGAUUUCUGACCAAAAAAGAAUUUGAUUUUGAAAGUAAAUGUAAUUAUAAUUUGUGCAUGAAAAUUAUAGUGCAACCAUUCCCCAUAUUUUGACUCUCCAGUUUAUGAUCUGAGCAGCUAGGGGUCUGAUAAAGCACUUGCCAAUUUCUACUCUGUUAAUUUGCAUUCCUUAUUUAUUUUUUGUAGUUUUCAUUAUUUAAGUGAGACUUAGAAAUCUGAUUAUUUUUUUUAAGGUUUUUGAGAAUUUAGCCCCAACUGAAGAGCGUACUAUUAAGUUGAUUAAUGUAUUCAGACUUCAACUGCUGUUUGAAGGCCAAUGUUGUUAAAGUUCUGACAUUCCAUUAAAUGUGAAACGUAAUGUUUUGUGUGUCUAUAGAUUUUAAUUGCUAGAAAGACUAAAAUAUUUUCAUCAGUAUUAAGUGUAGAAAGCACAUCAAAGGAAACUGUAGUUGGACUUGCAAAGGUGGUUUUCACAGCGAGCCAGUGUUGGUAGUGUUCUCAGUACAGUGCAUUCAGCUAUACAUGCCACUUCUGUAACUUCAGAGAGUCUAGAACUGCUUUUGAGGUUCCUCAGCACUGCAGUAGGGGCAUGAUGUUGAAACACUCGAUGACUAAUGUUUUGGGACAUCUGUGGUACAGUCGUUUUAAAAUUACUGAGCACUCCCUUUCUGGUAGUUGGUCAAUAACACUUUCUGAAUAGUAAUUCAACACAAAUCACUUUCUACCCUUUAAAUUAGCUUUGAAUACAGAGAUGGGAUGUGGCUGUCGUUCAGGUUGGGUUGUGAUUGAUAGUUUCUAGCAGUGGACUGCAGUUUGAAACCUGGGGUUUACGUAUUCAAGCAUUGUCUCUUUGGGCGACUGCAGUGAUGUUGCAUCUUCUCCCUCCAUUUUCCUUGCUCAGUUGUCUUCUGUUGUGUAUGUGGGCUUGAGGGUUCCUCCCUUCUUUCUUUUUUCUUUUUAAUUUCUGCUUUUGUAAAGCACUUCUUGGAUUUACUAUUGAAUAAUACUCCAAGAGCUAGAUGAUUACUUCUGCCCCUUAUCCAGAAUUAACUUGAAAGCUUUCCAGUGUGUUCAAGCUCAGUAGUAACAUACUAGGCAUGGGGCCCAAAUAGUCUGACAUUCACUAUGCAAAGCUGAGUUUACUCUUUAAAAUUCUCAUUUCACAAUAGCUGAUACGGGCUUUGGACUACACUGUUAUAGUAAACAGCUGCUAAAGGGUCCAGCUAAGAAAAACAAGUGUGGUUUCACAGAGUUCUGAGUUUGGGAAACUGUGCAUCAGUAGGACAAGGCAUUUUGUCCUGUGGCAUUACUGACUAUGCAGUUCUAAAAGCAAAACAGCUUGCUGCCUGCAAAUCUGAAAAUGUGCAAUUUUAAGACACUUCAUACCUUCUACAACCACAGUAACUCUUUAGCCAGCAAGAGGCUUGGCAAAAGUUUAUUUAUUUAAAUUGAGAAGACAGGCUUUUCACUGUCAGCUAUAACUGACAGUAGGUGUAAAUGUGCAUGCCUUAUGAAAGAUAUCUUGGUUAUGGAAUAACCUGAAUUCUGGCUUUUGUGUUUUCCGGCUCCUGGGCAGGAGCUCCUCCUCUCUGUGUGGCGCAGGGCGGGAGCAGCCAUCUUGUCUCACCUCAGGCUCUCUGACCCUGGUACAGCAGGACUUGCAUGUUCACCCGUUCAAUCUGGUUCUGUGACUGUAGGUAUCCUGAAAGUCUGCACUGUUACUGAUUUAGGACCAUGAACCAAUCCAAGUCUUGGACAGAAGUAUGCUGUGCAGUGAAUUGUUCAUGAUAGUAUGAGCAUAGAACACCAUUUAGACCUCUUAGUGCAUUCCAGGAGAUAACAUGGAUAGAAUGUUUUGGGUUUUUUUUCUGGUCUGUCAGUAAUCUGUAAAAAACAGAAUCUGAGGGAAGCUCCUUCUCUUUCCUGCAGACUGGAUCCUUGUGCUAUUUUCUUAUUCUAUAGAGUUUAGAAUUCUCUAGCAUUUAGAAUGUUCUACAGAAUUUAGCAGUUUUGUGCAACUUGGACCCUAAAUAGGAACUGAUACAGGCCAAAAUGGAGAACUCUCGAUCCCAGUGACCUCUGCUGUAGAGCUUGCUUAAAGGAAGAGUAAAAGGACUUUUCUGUGCCUUGUGACACUCCUCCUGCCUCUCCCCAACCCGUUUCUGGCAAGCUGCUGGCUGGUCCUGUGCUAUUUCUAAGAAGCUGUUGCACUUAGGUUGGGUUUUCCCCUCUGUUCUGGAAAUAAAUCAGUCAAAAUAGUUGGUGACUAGUGGGCUGCUGUGAACUCUGUUAAACUUGGGUACAAAUAAUGCACAUUUUAAUUUAAAACAAAACCAAAAAACUAGCAAACAUUUAGAUCUGUCGCAAGGGGGUUGCAAGUUUGGAAUUAGUCCUUUAGGUUUUCUCUUUGCUCUUGGUGCAGGGACAGGCCACUCGGAGUGACCGUACAGCUGUGUUUAUUCUUGAAAUGUGUGAAGUAAAAGAAUUGAAUUUGGCAUGAAAUAGAAAUUUAACAUCAGUACAGAUUUAUUUUACAGAACUAAGGUGUUGCAAGCAAAACUUAGCUUCUUCUGUUAAACCUUCAGUGAAAUGGUUUAUUGAUGCCAGUUUCUAUCCCUCUGAAAAGGGAAAAGGUAUAAAUGCUUGUGUGUGUGUGUGUGAGAUUGGAUUCUGCGGGUGGUGAAAAACCCUGUCUAGCUUGAAGUUUAACUGAAUGUUAACCAAAUUAUUUAGUUUGCUCUUUGGCAUUAUAGUUAAACCUGAGACACUUGAGGACUGUACAAGAAACUAGGUUAACAAUGAGAAAAGAAAAAGUCUUCUGCCUGGCCAAGUGGCUAAAGUCAGAGGAUGGAAUUUGCAAAGCUGACGUAACGCACAUUAGUCUUUCUCAGCUUUUCUGUUUUCCAAAAACGUUUUAGGUCAGUCCUUCAUUUUUAUGUACGAAAAAUAAAUGUGUUCAAAAUUGCA